UUUCUUCACUCUCAUGCUCACCACCAACUUCUCUGAUACAAUUCAAACCAAGAUUAAGUAGUUCUCACCUCAGAUGAAGAAGAUGUUGCAUCUGAUUCUGCUAUUGCUAUCAGCCUUUGCUGGGGCUGCUCUCGCUGGCGGCAAUUUCAACCAAGAUUUCGACAUCACGUGGGGCGAGGGCCGGGCAAAAGUACUCGAGGGUGGGAAGCUUCUUACCCUCUCCUUGGAUAAGGCUUCUGGUUCUGGAUUUAGAUCCAAGAACCAGUACCUGUUUGGGAAGAUCGACAUGCAGAUCAAGCUCGUUGCUGGUAACUCCGCUGGCACUGUCACGACCUACUAUUUAUCUUCCUUGGGGUCGAACCACGACGAAAUUGACUUUGAGUUUCUGGGGAACCUCAGCGGGCAACCUUACAUCCUGCACACAAACGUAUACACACAAGGGAAAGGUGAAAAGGAACAGCAGUUCUACCUCUGGUUCGACCCGACAAAGGACUUUCACACCUACUCGAUCUUGUGGAACCCUCUCGGCAUCAUAUUCUCAGUAGAUGGAACUCCCAUAAGACAUUUCAAGAACCAAGAGUCGAAAGGGAUAUCUUACCCCAAAAACCAGCCGAUGUGGAUCUUCUCGAGCCUGUGGGAUGGGGAAGAUUGGGCGACAAGAGGGGGGCUCGUCAAAACUGACUGGACAAAAGCCCCUUUCACAGCCUCCUACAGAAACUACAACGUGCUGGCUUGCACUAGCGCUUCCGGCUCCUGCUCCUCGUCUGCCAGUUCAUGGUUCUCGCAGUCACUGGACAAUACUGGGAUAGAAAGAAUAAAAUGGGUGCAAAAGAACUACAUGAUCUACAACUAUUGCACCGAUUCUAAGCGCUUUCCGCACGGUUUUCCACCCGAGUGCUCCAUCAUAUGAUACAAUACCAGAAUUAGAAUACAAGCGAUAACCACCUGCUGCACACAUGUAUGUAUACAAGUGUUUGUUUUAUUCUUUGUGAUGAGUUGAAUAAACAUAAAACUCUUAAGCAGUAAAGCGAGCAUUAUGCA
This is a messenger RNA of Salvia hispanica, 1041 nucleotides long. Its product is annotated as xyloglucan endotransglucosylase protein 1-like. Gene Ontology annotation, molecular function: xyloglucan:xyloglucosyl transferase activity; hydrolase activity, hydrolyzing O-glycosyl compounds. The record is from RefSeq and is a predicted model, not a curated record. NCBI's taxonomy places the organism in Eukaryota, Viridiplantae, Streptophyta, Magnoliopsida, Lamiales, Lamiaceae. Gene Ontology annotation, biological process: cell wall biogenesis; xyloglucan metabolic process. Gene Ontology annotation, cellular component: apoplast; cell wall.